Nylanderia fulva is the source of this 3903-nucleotide messenger RNA. Lineage: Eukaryota; Metazoa; Arthropoda; Insecta; Hymenoptera; Formicidae. The record is from RefSeq and is a predicted model, not a curated record.
AUGCACGGUCGAUUCCAAUGGGCCCGAGCGCUCAUCGAUCAAGGAUCUGUGUCAUCCUUUAUAACCGAAAAUUUAGUGCAGUCAUUAAGACUUCCGAAAUUAAAUACCGCUGUUAGGGUAACAGGUAUCGGCGAAACGCAGACAAGCGUUCGACAUGCCGUUCAUCUAACGAUAACUCCCAGCAACGCGGACACUCCGGUUUAUAGAACCACCGCGUUAAUUUUAAAAUCGUUAACUCGAUAUUUGCCAAACCGUCUCGACAUUCCAGAGCAAUGGCCGCAUUUGAAUGGCCUUUCGUUAGCUGAUCCCGAUCCCGCAGGAUCAGAUCCAAUAGAAAUAAUUAUCGGAGCGGAUCUUUUCGGGUCACUCAUCCUCGACGGCGUUCGAAAAGGCGCGGUUGACGAACCGAUCGUUCAAAAUACCGCGCUAGGCUGGAUCAUAUCCGGACCUAUAGCGCAACUCAGACCGCUCUCGCAGUCGUCCAUUGGAGUACAUCAUUGCUCUGUUACGGAUGAUCUCAAUCAAACUCUCCGCCGAUUUUGGGAAAUCGAAGAAAUUCCCGCUUCAUCGAAAAUAACUAGUGAAGAAAAAGCAUGCGACGACCAUUUUAAUUCGACACACUCUCGAAAUUCUGAAGGUCGCUAUAUCGUCAGACUUCCAUUUAAACACGGACCUCCACUCAACAUUGGAGAAUCUCGACAUUCCGCGCUUCAGAGUUACCUUCGCACGGAAAGCCGCAUUAAAACAGAUUCAUCGAAAUCGUCGGAAUAUCAUAAUUUUUUAAAAGAAUAUUAUGAUCUGAGACACAUGCAACGCGUCUCAGAAACCGAACAAUUAAUCGACUCGAAUCAAAUCGUAUAUAUUCCGCACCAUGCCGUAUUCCGCGCUAACAGUUUAACAACGCGAAUACGUAUCGUUUUCAACGCUUCAAGUCGAACCUCAAACGGUACGUCAUUGAAUGAUCAUUUAUAUCCGGGCCCUAAACUUCAAAAGGACCUUGCUGCAGUGAUUUUGCGUUGGCGCACAUUUCGAUACGUUUAUUCCGCCGACGUGGCAAAAAUGUAUCGCCAAAUUCAAGUCGAUCCUCGCGAUCGUGAUUUCCAGCGCAUCUUCUGGCGGCCAUCUCCAACACAUCAAGUUGAGGAGUAUCGUCUCUGUACCGUAACGUACGGCAUGACUUCAGCUCCGUACUUAGCUUUGAAGGUCAUGAAUCAACUCGCCAUAGAUGAAGGCGCUUCAUUUCCAUCAGCCACAUCCGUUAUCGAUCGUCAAAUGUACGUCGACGACUUUAUCUUCGGCGCCGACGACAAGGUUCUCGCUCGUCAAACUCGCGAGCAGAUUGUUUCUCUUCUCAAAAGAGGUGGAUUCACGCUACGAAAAUGGGCAAGCAACGUGUCCGAACUCCUUGACGAGAUCGAAGAUACCGACCACGGUCAAAGCCGAGAUCUAAACGAAGAUGAGAGCUUGAAAAUUCUCGGUCUUACUUGGCAACCAGAUCGCGACAUCUUCAAAUUUACCAUUACGAUUACAGGGCCUCCUGGCAACACCAAAAGAAGAAUUUUAUCCGACAUCGCCAAAUUCUUUGAUCCACUUGGAUGGGCAACUCCAGUGAUUAUUCGCGCCAAAAUUUUGAUGCAACGACUUUGGAUCGCUAAAUGUGAUUGGGACGAAGUCGCUCCGCUGAAUCUGCUUGAAGCCUGGCAGCAGUAUCAUACUCAUCUUAAACAGCUAGAAGAGGUGAUGAUUCCACGUUGGAUUCAACUCGGCCAUCACGUACUGCAUCUAGAGUUGCAUGGAUUCUCGGAUGCAUCUACCAAAGCAUACGCUGCAGCGGUGUACAUUCGCGUUGUCACGGUGGAUGGAAUGGUCUCGGUCAAUCUUCUUGCCGCAAAAUCAAAAGUCGCUCCUGUCAAAGUAAUGAGUGUUCCGCGACUCGAGUUAUCUGCAGCUCAAUUACUCGCACGGCUCAUUCAUUUCAUUCGCGAAGCUCUCGACUUUCGUGAGGUAAAUGUUUAUUGUUGGACCGAUUCCACAAUUACUCUUGCCUGGCUGAGCCGACCUUCUACUACAUGGAAGACAUUUAUAGCGAAUAGAGUAGCCGAUAUUCACACGCUACUUCCGGACAUUCCAUGGCGUCAUGUCCCAACAAAGGAAAAUCCUGCCGACUGCGCAUCGCGCGGGAUCUCUCCCGACGACCUUGCCACAAACCUUCAAUGGUGGUCAGGUCCCGAUUGGCUUAUUAAAUCUUCCGAUUAUUGGCCAAAAUCUGACUCGGAUUUCGAUCCCCACGCGCUAAGCGAGCAACGCGCGCAACCACAAUCGCUCACUACAUCCGUUAUCGCAUCGUGGGACCUAUCACAACGUUAUUCGUCAUGGCACAAACUCCUUCGAAUAACUGCAUACAUCUAUCGAUUCGUAACGAAUUCCCGCUCUCGACAUAUCAAUCUCAAUCUGAAGAUACAAAACCCUAGAGCUCCGAUCUACCUAAAUCCGAUUGAAAUUAAGUCCGCUGAAAUCUUUUGGAUUCGUUACAUUCAAUCAGAAUUGUUUCAUAGCGAAAUAUCAGCACUCAGUACGGCAACUCCAAUCAAGAAAUCUAGCACACUGCUUUCAUUAAAUCCUUAUCUCGAUAAUGAUCAAAUAAUUCGAGUCGGUGGCAGGCUAAGGAACGCCACCUUACAAAGCGCCGUUCGCAAUCCGAUUGUCCUAAAGGACCAUACCUUGGUCAGGAUGAUCAUCAUGGACACCCACCGACGAAUGCUGCACGCUGGAUCUCAAUUAACAUUAGCUCGGAUUCGAGAGAAAUUUUGGAUUCUGCGAGCACGAUCUCUGGUCCGCGCUGUACUCUACAAAUGUGUAUCAUGUACACGAGAAAGGGCUCAGAUUCCUACCGAGCUCAUGGGCGAUCUUCCGAAUGUAAGAGUAAAUCGCUCAGCUCGAGCAUUCGAACAUGCCGGUGUCGAUUAUGCCGGUCCAAUUCUUAUACGAACCUCUCGUGGACGAGGUCAUAAAGCGCAUAAAGCCUAUAUUGCCGUGUUCGUUUGUAUGACGACAAAGGCGAUCCAUCUCGAGCUCGUUAGCGACUACUCGUCAGACGCUUUUCUCGCCACAUUAAAUCGUUUCGUUUCUCGUCGCGGAUAUCCUGCAUCGAUUUAUUCGGAUAAUGGAACCACAUUCCAAGGUGCCGAUCGCGAACUUAAACUCGCAAUCGCGCAGGCUUUAAAAAAUUCGGAUUUGCAAAAUACGCUUUCGACCGACGGAAUAAACUGGCAUUUCGUGCCUCCUUCCGCUCCCCACUUCGGUGGAUUAUGGGAAGCUGCCGUACGCAGCGUCAAAUACCAUUUAAAGCGCUGUAUCGGUUCACAUACGCUCACAUUUGAAGAAUUAAAUACCGUUCUUUGUCGUAUCGAAGCGUGUCUUAACUCGAGACCUAUUGGGUCUGUGUCCGAAAAUCUCGAUGAUUAUCAUGUAUUAACACCGGGACACUUCCUCAUCGGAGGACCCAUCUUAGCUGCGCCACAGCCAAGCGUUCUCGAUCUUAACGAAACUCGUCUUUCCCGCUGGCAAUUGUUGCAACAUAUUACAGAAAAAUUUUGGAAAUCAUGGUCAAACGACUACUUAUUAACGUUGCAGCAGCGGCCAAAAUGGAAAAUUGCGCAACGACUUGCGACUGUAGGCCGAAUCGUUCUCUUGCGGAACGCACUUGCUCCUCCGUCUCACUGGGAGCUCGGACGUAUCAUCGAAUGUCAUCCCGGCAACGACGGACUCGUUCGCGUCGUUACCGUGCGCACCGCGCGUUCACAGUAUAAGCGUCCAAUUGUAAAAUUAUGUUUUCUUCCGAUCGAUAUCAAUACUUCAAGCGAUCAAAGUUCCGCCAUGGCGGGCGGCACCGAUUCCGAUUAG